AAACUAACAGAUGAUCAGUCACAUCAUCAGAUACUAUGAACAGAUCCUAAAUAACAGAGACUAUAAACUGUAAUUAACCAAGAGCUUAAAAUGCUACAAAUUAUUCUGCUUCUCCUGCUUGAUGUCCUCAGUACUGACUCUGAAUGGAACGUGCAAAUUCCUUAUUCAAUCUGUGGAGUGCGAGGAUCCAAUGUCUCUAUUCCCUGUAAUUUUACAUAUCCAAAUAACCAGCAGCUACAAGUCACACAAAUGCUAUGGUGCUCUAAGAAACAACAUGAGAAAUGUGACACAGAUGGGCCGUAUGUUUAUAACAGUGCAUACAUACACAACCAAAGCAACUAUAAGUACAUUGGAAAUAACAUUUCAAACUGUUGUUUGAUGAUCAGUGACAUUAAUUCAAUAAAUUCUGGAGAAUAUUUAUUCAGAUUUAAAACCAAUUUGGAAUCUGGACUUUUUACAAGUAAUCAUGGGGUAGAUGUUACAAUCAAAGAUUUAAAUGUAUCCAUGAGCAGGUCAAGAGACAAUGGAAGCAUAACAGUUGGCGAGUCUUUGAAUUUGACAUGCACAGUCUCCUGUCCUGGUCAUUCACCAGAGCUUCAAUGGUUUAAAGAUAAUGAGCCAACAAAAAAUUCAGGCCCCAUCCUCACCUUAAAAAGUGUAAAUCAUAAAGACUCUGGAAAUUACUCCUGUGCUUUAAAAAACUUUAAAUCAAGUGAAUCAGAACAAAUCAGUCUUUAUGUUGAAGGAACAGAUUCUGUCUCUUCAGACAUCUCUGGGUCCACAACUUAUUUUUGGGUAAUUGGAGUGUGCUGUUUAAUCUCAAUUAUUCUCACUGUUGUGGCUGUGACACUCAUAUCAAGAAGGAGAGCAAAAAUUCAGGAGAUGCCGCAGAAGGAAGGAAAAACAGCACAGGUCAACACAGUCACACACACAGUUCAAACAAAUCUACAGAGAACAGAGGAUGUGCUGCAUGAGGAGGAAGUGCAAUACGCUUCUCUUAACAUCAAACCCAAAGUGUGGGCCAACACCGAGCAACAAAAUGAAGAUUCAACCAUCUAUAGUGCAGUGAGGGUUCCUGAAGAUAAAGGAGAAAUGUGAACAAAUCCAACAUACAGUUUAAUUCCUUUAAAUCUCCCAAUUUAUUUAGAGGUUCAUGUAAAUAUGUUUACUAAAGUAAUCUGAACGAAUGGCAAAGCAUCUCUAAAUGUACUAUGAUGACUAUAAAAGUAUACAACUUGACUACUAAACUGCAAAAAAUGGUGAAAUAUUAUUAAAUAUGCUUUAA
Triplophysa rosa is the source of this 1285-nucleotide messenger RNA. Its product is annotated as HEPACAM family member 2-like. NCBI's taxonomy places the organism in Eukaryota, Metazoa, Chordata, Actinopteri, Cypriniformes, Nemacheilidae. The coding region runs from base 91 to 1098 and encodes 335 amino acids. The record is from RefSeq and is a predicted model, not a curated record. The transcript has 7 exons.